AGUCUCCCUCGGGGGGUGGGGGGGUCUCAGAUUGUCCCCGAACACCACCUUGGGUACCACGACACACACACACACACACACACGCGCGCGCGCGCGCAGAUGGGCGGUAAAAGUCAGCGUGCGAGCGGCCCGCGCAGCUUUGUGCGCAUGUUCUCAUGUUCGGAUGGUGAGGCUGUGCAGGUCUUCAUCCUCAUUGCACGGUUCAUGUCCAACUGGGAGGCGCGAGGAUUUCUGCAGAACAACAGCGUUCAGAGAUCGGAAAUAUCGACCAAUCCGGCGUCACCAUGAGCAAAGUGCAGGGAGGGAUGAAAUGCGUGAAAUAUCUGCUUUUCGUUUUCAACUUCAUCUUUUGGCUGUCGGGCCUGUUGGUGCUGGCUGUGGGACUAUGGCUCAGAUUUGACCCAGAAACAGUGGAGCUGCUGACGGGUGAAGACGCCCCCGGCACUUUCUUCAUCGCCGUGUACAUCCUCCUCGUUGCAGGAGGGUUGAUGAUGAUCGUCGGCUUCUUUGGUUGUUUUGGUGCUGUGCGUGAGUCUCAGUGUCUUCUGGCAUCGUUCUUUGCUUGCCUUCUGAUAAUCUUUGCAGCAGAGAUUGCUGCUGGAGUGUUUGGAUUCAUAAACAAGGAGCAGAUUGUUGAGGAAGUCCAAAAGUUUUACAGCAUCUCCAUCGCUGACGUCUCCACUCCGAAUGGCACCGCAAUCGCAUUCAUGUACCACAAAACUCUGAACUGUUGCGGAGGCUCCACGCCAGACGAGAAUAACGCACUUUGUGCAGAGGAGGCUGAGAACACCCAGGACUGCCUCACUGCAAUAACAGAGUUCUUCAAUGAAAAGCUGCACAUCAUUGGAUACAUUGGGAUCGGGAUUGCAGGAGUAAUGAUCAUAGGAAUGAUCUUCAGUAUGGUUCUGUGUUGUGCCAUCAGGAACAACAGGGAGGUUAUAUAGCUGGUGAGUUGACCCCACCCCCCGACCCCCCCAAGCCCCACCCCCCACCAGCCAGCCCAACACACGCUCACUGAUCCCUUCAUAAAAACCCGUCUAAAGGGAAACGCCAAAGUUACAUUUCAAUGUCCUUUCUCAUAGUCCAGAGAGAUCUGAUGGGGGAGUUCACUUAAAACCAGUAAGAGAGAUCCCAGUCAAUACAUCCCAGUCACAAAUUCAACACGAUACGCUGGAUCGUUAUCUUCCCACCUUCUCCUCAACUCCACCAGCACUGGGAAUGAUUAUUUCUCUGCUCCUCUACGUAACAAACGCUCUGCUUUUGGCACAAGUCUGCGACAUUCCUCGGCCUCGUCACAGUGCCGCACUGCGAGCUACUACUCGGUGCAUGAAGCCUUCUUUGACACAGGAAUGUGCUGUAAAUAUGGACAGCUCUUUUAUGCACCUGCAGUUAACUUUAUUUAUUGUGCCAUUUGUCGCCCGAUUUGUGUAAUCAAUACUACUUAGUGUGCUUAAGCAUUUUGAGGACUAGCCGCCCUUUGCUGAGUAGAUUUUCCAUUGUGUGCCUACUUAGUCAGGAAACAAGCCUCCAGCUAGGGCACUAUUUACCUAGAUCUUGUUAUUUCAAUAUGUACAUAUUGGGCUCAACGCCACCACUGUCAAGUAUUUCUACUUUAAAGCACAAUAGAGGAAGUGUAGAUGUGAUAUUAACCCAAAGGGUUAGGGAAAAUCUGAUGUUAAACUCAAUCUCCAAA
Messenger RNA from Cyclopterus lumpus (lumpfish), 1693 nucleotides. RefSeq names its product tetraspanin-2-like. Bases 285 to 944 code for a protein of 219 amino acids. NCBI's taxonomy places the organism in Eukaryota, Metazoa, Chordata, Actinopteri, Perciformes, Cyclopteridae. Gene Ontology annotation, cellular component: membrane. The record is from RefSeq and is a predicted model, not a curated record. The transcript is spliced from 8 exons.